Molecule: messenger RNA, 1237 nt
Organism: Polyodon spathula (Mississippi paddlefish)
Lineage: Eukaryota; Metazoa; Chordata; Actinopteri; Acipenseriformes; Polyodontidae
Gene: cd302
Product: CD302 molecule
Exons: 6
Coding region: 356-1093 (245 amino acids)
Molecular function (GO): signaling receptor activity
Source: RefSeq, a predicted model, not a curated record
GGCAGGAGGCUGGUUUUGCAAUUGACUGCCUGGCUUCUGCUUUGUUUUGUUUUUUUGUUUGUUUUCUUGUAGAUUUUUUGCGUUUUCAUCAGUAAAGUUUCAAGAGUCAGGACAGUAAAAAAAAUCGAGUUUGUAACGCAUUAUUCAAGAUAAAUAAUCGCGCAAUACGCUCGUCUCUUAUCCCAAAUUUGACGCAGACGUGUAAGAACGGCAUUGCAACAUUGUUUAUGAACUCGAAUCGUCCCAUGAUUAAUGACGCAUCAACAGUUCAUAUUCAGAAGUUAUAGAGUUUUGUUCCACAGAUUCUCGUUUCCGAGAAAAGUUGGGACUAUUUACUACCCCUUUUCUUUAAAAUAUGGAGUAUGCAAAGCGGAAUUACGUGUUUUUUGUUGGCACGAUUAGUGCCUGUGUAUUUCUCAGUAAUUAUUCUUUUGCUGUUGUACUUGAAUGCCCAGCUGAUGGCCGCACAUGGGUUCCACACAGAAAUAGCUGUUACUAUUUUUUCCACCUUCCAAAAAGCUCCACAAUUGAGGAUGCAAGAGAAGCCUGCAGAGUAAAUGUUCCCAGUGCAGAUGUUGUAAGCAUAAACAGUGCAGAUGAGAACAGCUUUGUAACAGAUUACAGUCAUCGCAUUUGGAACGGCACCAGAGAUGUAUGGCUGGGCAUGUCAUUCAAUGUAGACACUGAUUCUCUAACAUGGUUUGAUGGUUUGGAUGUGGGCUAUACAAACUGGAUGCAUGAUGCAUAUAGUGAGGACACACCUGUGGACAUAUGUGCCAUUCUGCACACUGGCUCAGGAAAGUGGGAAAAAGUAAGCUGUGAAGAAGUGUCUGAAAAGGCUGUAGUCUGUGAAACUCCCAUGAAUCCAGCAAAAGAGAAAGUUGCUGCCAAUAACCAAACUUUAUUAUCUGCGCUUGUCAUCCUGAGUGUCGUCAUCAUUUUGGCUGGUUCAAGUGUCUGUUGGUUCAUCUAUCAGAAGAAGUAUUCAAGUUCCACUACCUUUACACCAUUCAAUUACUAUCCGCCAUUUUCAACUCCAAACAGUGAUGAAACCUUUCUAGUGGAUGCAGAGGAAAGGGAGUAUGCAUUAUAAUUAGAAUACAGAACUAUCGGUAGUUCUUGUUUAUAUUGUUUGUCCUGAUUCAGGCUUCAAAAAUGGUACUAUAUACACACACACACACAGUGCCUAUAGAAAGUCUACACCCCCUUUCAAAAUGUUCACUUUUUGUUGCCUUGU